AUGAUGAUUUCUUCACCUCAACCCUUAACACCCCGAAAGGAUCCAGCGAUCAAAACGCCAGAGGAGAAUGAUCUGGAGGAAUCCAUCCUUGUUGAUGCACAGAAAAGAUUUAACGAUUCCUUUGAUCAUGAUCAUAAUGUGUCGAACAGUUCGCUUCAUACAGAUCACACGGAUCCCGAAGACCCAUUAUUCGGGAAGGGCUCUCCUCUGUAUUCACCAAUACAGCAUGUAGGAAACUCCCUUACAACCACAGAAGGACAGCAUGUCCAAGCUGACCCGUUGUUCAAGCCUUUGGAAUCAUCUUCCCGCCAAAAUUCUACAACACCAGGAACAUCACACAGCUUGAACAUUUCAACACUAAAAGAAAAUUCUUUUGAACAAGCGAUGAACGAGCACGAAACUGAUUUAAUGACAAUGAUGUCACAAUACAAUCAUGAAGAGGAAAUGCAGCUGGGAGAGGAAAAUGGAUAUGACGAUUUUGAUAUUAAAGCAUACUUGGAGAAGUAUGGUGUCAAUAGCAUGGUUGAUAUGAAUCAACAAGAAGAGGAACACCAUACUUUUAAUCACGAAGAAGAAGAAAACUAUGAGGACGAUGAAGAAACUCAACAUGCGCUGAAUUUUGGCAGCACGUUGUUUAACUCGGAACCAAUCAACAAAGAAAAUGCUGUCACAAUGUUUGAAGAACACGAUGAAAAUGAAGAAGAAACUCAUCACGAUUAUGAACAUUCGGAGCAAACAACAGAAGAAAAUAACCACAGUUAUCAACAUUCAGAAGAGCAAUAUAUUACAAACGAACAAGAUGAUGAUGUCAAAAGCGUAGAAUCAUCACAAGAUGAUCAGUCAGAAGAAUCGGAAGAGGAAGAUGACAAAAAACAAGAACAGCGUAGUUUUGUUCUUUAUAUGCCAAAAACAUUAACACCAAAAUCUCAAUUUCCGACUGAGAAUAAUCACUCCACGGUUGUCAUCAAAAGUCCCACUGGCUCACAAAAGAACAUUAACAACAGCAAUAAGACACCAAACUCUCUUGAAGAAAAAGCAAUCACAACUAAUUACACAAAAAACCUUCAAAAAGAUGACAAAACGAAACAUAACAAGCAGCCAAGUAGCCCCAAGAUUAAGGGCGAUGACAAUGCUGAAAUGGAAUACACAGAUCAAUACGAUGACGAUAAUUCCAAACCCAAGUUUUCAAUGCUUAAAAGAAAUUCACGAUGGGGCUCAUUACUGAAUAAGAUUUCAAAGCCUGGAACCUAUGUACCUCCCACAAAUAAGCACAGCAAAGCUGCUGUUUUAUCCAAGACAACCACAAAAAAACAGCAACCAUCAGAAGAAACAACAGAAGUGAAACAAGAACCUUCACAACCAUCUAAAAAACUAACUAGCUCACAAAGGAAACCUCCAACUCCAGAAAUUGUUGAGAGAUCAGUGACAGACAGCAAGAAUGAAAAAUCCAUCCCACAACCAAAACGAGCUGCUCCAGCCAUACCUAAAAAUCAACAGCCAAUACCUCACGAACAAGAACAACCCUUACCAAACUACUUUUCAAGGAGAGACCCUCCCACGAUUGACACCAAUACCGUUGGAGAGUAUGGACAUGUUUCUGAAGAAAAUUCUUAUCAUGACGAUGAUGACACUCAUGAAGAGGAGGAUGACAGCGGUUGGGGAACCUUCAUUAAUAGAAAUACAGUGUAUAAUCCAUAUCAUUACGAGCAACGAUCAAUUUCAAGCGUCAGCCAGUCUCCUCCAUUAUCUGUUGCAUCACGAACGAGUCCUAUACUUGGAGGUCAGAUGCAUCCUCCUUCAAUGGCAACAGUCGAAAAGAGAGAACAAAUUAAGGCAUCAAGCAAUCAUUCUUCAACGGCUUUUCAACAACGGACAGGUUCGAUUAUUUCUAACUUUUUUCUUCCAAAAGCUCAAGAGGAAGAGAAGAAGCGACAAAUGAAGGAAAAGAUUGAAAAAAAGAAGGAAGAAAAGAAAAAUCGAGAAGAGGAGGAGAAAAAGCUUAAAGAAUUAGAAGAACAACUUUUAUUUUACAAGAAUGAAAAUGAAAAAACAAAACGACUCAAAGAUGAGCUUGUAGCGGAGAGACAAAAUAUGGAGUGUGAACAAUCUGAAUUUAAGAGGCAGAUGGAGGAAGAACGAGACCGAUUCGAAAAGUACAAACAACAAGAACUCCAGAAAAUUACACGUGAAAAAAGGAUACUUGAAAGACAAUUGAAAGAGCAUCAACAAUCACUCUCACGAAAAGAACACGAAAAGGAAGUGAACGAACUGAAGGACAAGUUAGAAAAAUUAUUAUCAGAAAAGAAGAAUGAAAGUGCAAAAUACAAGUCCACCAUUCAAGCGCUAAAAACUCGAAAUGAGCAACUCACAGAAAGAAUUGCAGAGCUCGAAGAAAAUUUGAAAAAACGAGAACUUGAGAGAAUUGACAAUGUGUUUGUAAAUAAGAAAAAAACAUCAGCAGCUCAAGAACCGUUAUCUAACAACGCCUCUCAACCAGCAACCAUGACGACAAGCCCUCAAAUGAAUCAACAACCACAACAAUCAAGUAGUUCGAAUAAUAAUAGAAGGACUUCAACAAACGAAACACACGUCAACAACAACAAUAACAACAAUACAUCAGCACAACAUGUAAGGGAGAAAACUUUCAUGCCAUCAGUACAACAUUCCAAUACUGUUGUGAACGAGCCACACAACCAUGAUAGAAAAACCAACAUGGCGCCCUCAUCUUCGAAUACAAACAAGUCACCAUCGAAGUCUGCUUUCUCUUACCCAACACCCUAUCCUAACAACCAUAAAUUGGCUCUGCUUAAACGAACAUACAAGGUUUCAGAUCAGGAGUUUGUCGAUGGAGAAAUUGAAUGGGAGCCCUUACACGUUUCAAAUGAUAAGGUCACAAGUAAGGUAGACAUGGGAAAUGGAAAAAUUGAAAUCAAGUACAGAAGUGGACGACGAGAUAUUCAAUUUUCGAAUGGAACCACCAAAAAGUUGUACCCUGACAAGUCAUGCCUUGUAUUUUUCAAUAAUGGAGACAUUAAGAAAACUUUUGAGGAUGGAGUCGUUGUGUACUAUUAUGCUUCUCUCCAAACGACACACGUCUCGUAUCCCAAUGGAUUGGAAAUGUACAAAUUCCCAAACACUCAACUCGAGAGGCAUUUCCCUUCCGGAGAGAAGGAAAUUGUGUUCCCUGACAAGACGGUAAAAUUUGUGAAUAAUGACGGCAUGGAAGAAAUUUGGUUUGCAGACGGUACGCACACUCAAACAUUGCAUUAA
This is a messenger RNA of Naegleria lovaniensis, 3270 nucleotides long. RefSeq lists its product as uncharacterized. Lineage: Eukaryota; Heterolobosea; Eutetramitea; Acrasida; Naegleriidae. The coding region runs from base 1 to 3270 and encodes 1089 amino acids. The transcript has 2 exons. Gene Ontology annotation, cellular component: centrosome; nucleus; centriole. The record is from RefSeq and is a predicted model, not a curated record. Gene Ontology annotation, molecular function: tubulin binding. Gene Ontology annotation, biological process: cilium assembly; centriole elongation.